This is a messenger RNA of Rhagoletis zephyria (snowberry fruit fly), 574 nucleotides long. RefSeq lists its product as uncharacterized. NCBI's taxonomy places the organism in Eukaryota, Metazoa, Arthropoda, Insecta, Diptera, Tephritidae. The record is from RefSeq and is a predicted model, not a curated record.
AUGUCGGACGACGAAAGCGCACAUAUCCAGCCGGCGGUGUUGGGAUUAACGAAUGACCAAAGGUGUUUGAAGGAGUUUAUCCUACAAUUGGAAAGUGAUGUCCGAAAAAAAAUAAAUUCUUUACGACCAAAUUAUCGCAAGGAAUUGAAAAAAAUUAUUGACUCCAAGCGCUCCGGAGCUGGUACAGAAGACGUUUAUAUUCCAAAGUCUUGGACAUUUAACGCUCUUCACUUUUUAAAUAAAAAUGAGAAGCCUGUUGACCUGAACCAGGUAGAAUCGCAAAAUGUGGACGAAUUGGUGCAAGUUGAGGAGCAGACAAAUAGAGAGGACUUAUCUAACACUUCCUUUUCAUCUAUUAGCGAGUUGGCUCCUCCUCGGAAAAACAAAAAAAAUUGUGCAGUGGGUAAACAAAACGAGCUAAUUGAAACGGCAUUAUACUGGAGUGAAAAAUUAGAGCAUCUUAAUCCAACGCAGCGUAUGCUAGCUGAAAAAGGAAUUAAUGAUAUUUUAUUUGAAGCAGAACUGGGUAACUUGAGACGUAACUCUGUUAAAAUAAUUGUAUAUCCAGACGCUU